Thermothielavioides terrestris NRRL 8126 is the source of this 6978-nucleotide messenger RNA. RefSeq lists its product as uncharacterized. NCBI's taxonomy places the organism in Eukaryota, Fungi, Ascomycota, Sordariomycetes, Sordariales, Chaetomiaceae. The transcript has 2 exons. The record is from RefSeq and is a predicted model, not a curated record. Gene Ontology annotation, cellular component: cytoplasm; plasma membrane. Bases 274 to 6810 code for a protein of 2178 amino acids. Gene Ontology annotation, biological process: small GTPase-mediated signal transduction. Gene Ontology annotation, molecular function: guanyl-nucleotide exchange factor activity; small GTPase binding.
AAUUGUGCCUGUGCCUGCCGAGAGACCAGACAUACCGAGCCAGGACGACCCGGAACGCAGGCCACCUGGGACGAAUCCGACGCAGCGGGCGCGGACGGCGACGGAACGGUGCGCGCAUUGCAUUGCAUCGCGUGCGCACCGUUGCCACCUCUUCCCAGGAUCAAGCUCUGGAGCUCUGAACGGGCCCGAAUCGGCUUAUGACACCCACAGCGACGCACUCCGAUCCAAUCCGAUCAUAGACCCUACAUCAUAGAUGCCUCCCGGCCGCCCACAAUGCCCUGGCAACCGCUGCCUCGAAUCGCCUUCGCCGUAGCGACCCAUCCCUUUGCCGCCUCGAGCCCGGCCGAGCUCCCGCUCGAGCUCGGCGACGAGCUGUACAUCAUCGAGGAGACCCCCGACGGCAAUUGGCUGCGCGGAUACCUGCUCGCGCCCCCAAGUCUCCUGGCUGGCCUGACCAGCGUCAGAGGGCAAACCCUCGAGGCCCGUGUCUUCAGCGGCGUCUUCCCGCGAAGCUGCGUCGAGGUCCGCGAAGUAUUGGGUGAGCCUGACGGGACAGAGGAUGGCGACCUUGAGAACGAGGAAGGCCUGCAGACAACGCCGGAAUUGCAACCAGUACACCUGCGAGGCGGCGACUCGGCGAAGAGCGGGAUUGAGGGCAACAAUGCCGAGAGAAAGCGGAGGAAAGGCCAGGCGAGGACCUCACCAACCAAGGGCGGGCGCGAACACUCUGACUCGCCCAAUGGCACGCCAGGACUACUCUCCAUACCAGUGAAGCGCGACCCCGGUGCGCCCCGCCCGCCAGCGCCGGUGCCCAUGCUCAAGGUUGGCGACGAGACCCCGACGUCCAGCUCCGAACCGCUCAUAGACGAGAUCGCAUCAUGCAUCCGAGAAUGGCACUCGACCCACCUGCACGAGUUGCUGCUCUCGAGACAGUACGGCAAGCUCGACACGCUGUCGCAGCUCAUCGUCUCGCUCAACUUCGCUCGGCAACAAUUCCUGCACGACGUGCUGACCACAUGGGAAUACAACCGCCUGCGCGAGAAGACCGUCUGGGACCUGGUGCGCGUCAACAAGCUCUGCGGGGGAGAGGUGAUUGUGCGCGACCCGCAAGCCCGUGGCCGGGUGCUCACCGGGGAUGACUCGGUCGUAGAAGUAACGAAGCUGCAGUCGGUCAUGAGCCUGCUGGACGAGACACCGAAGCCGACGGUGGAGACGACCGCGUUACACCAUCUCCUCGUAGACAUCAAGGGCUUCGCUAGCGCUUCCACUGAAGCCACGACGCUGGUGCUAUACCUGGCCACCAAGUCUGCCGACGGACCGUUGACGCCCCUUUCGGAGUGCUACAUCGUGGAGCUGCCCGCCGGGGGACAGAUGGGCAACCUUGCCAAGAACUCGCAGAUGCGCACCCUUUUCGCCGACCUCACUGCCAGCGACAUCGGCGACGUCGCGUCGACGGAUCUAGAGCUCUUCCUCGUCGUCAAAAUCCGCGCGGCACAGCAAGUCGUGGCUACGAAGCCCAGUUCGCGGUCCGGAACCAUAUCGCAGGCUCUGCCGCAGUUUGGCAAGGACCACUCCAAGCCGCCCCUCUCUGCCGGAAACAAGUCGGUGCGUAGGAGCCUGAUGUGGGCCGGCAUGAGCACGCGCUCGGCGUUCUCGAGGGGCAAUGCAAGGCUCGAUUCGCUGUCGGAGCAGCCCGAAGAAGCAGUGUCACCAAACACCGCAGGCGCCGAGAGCAGGGACGGGCUGCCCCCGAGCACGGCGAAUUCAAAGGCGGGGCGCCCAUCCGCGGACGGCCACGUCUCCCAGACAGCUGACAGGACCGUCGGCGUCGGCGUGCUCAGGCUGAGCGCCGUCAUGAAGAAGAACGAGGAGGUGGAGCACAUCGUAAGCAUCUGGGCCCCGGCUGUGCGGCAUUCUUCCGAGAGGCAGGAGGGCGAGGAGUGGGAUCCGGUAAUACGCGACAUCCUGGACAGCAAGACGGGGUCAUAUGAGAAGUCGAGGAGGGCCGAGCGUCUGCAGGUGCACCUCCGGCCUUUUACCAGCCCGGAUGCGGAUGCGCUGAUCAAAGCCACCCCCACGCUGCUGUCCAACAUUUGCAGCACCCGCAAAAUGGGCUUCUCGGGUGCUCCGACGAAGCCGCGGUCCGACAUUUAUCUGACAAUCGACGAGGCCGUCCUCAGCCGGCAGACCAUGCUGUCCCGCUAUGGCGGCAGCUCGACCGCGCUUCCGGCCAAUGUCCACGGGAACAACCUCCAGAUCACGCUGGAAGUGCGCAGGCAAUCAGGCGAGCGCGUCGAGAACUGCAUCUAUCCCUCGUCCAACGCCGAAGCGAUCAGCACCUGGAAGACCGUGGUCACAGAGCGCGGCGAUCCAUGGCGGCAGACGAUCAAGCUCGUCCUCGCACCCCAGGAUGUCCACCAGGGCCACGUGGUGAUGCUGCUGGCAGAUGCGCCAGCCCAGCCAUUCGCCGUCGCAUACCUGCCGCUGUGGGACCAGCAGGCGUUCAUCCGUGACGGCAGCCACGGACUCUUGCUCUACAAGCUGGAUGAGCACACCGCCACCGCCCAGACUGGCCCUCAGGGCAAGGGUGGCUAUCUCAGCCUCCCGUAUUCUCUGAAAGGCAAGGAGGAACACCAGGCCGAGGUGACCGGGCCGCUCGCCAUGGUGCGGGUGGAAACGUUCCUCUGCAGCACGAGAUUCUCGCAGGACCGGGUGGUAUUGGGGCUGCUGGCCUGGAAGGAUUCCUCGCGGGAGGGGAUUCCGGUUCUGCUCAAGCAGUUCAUCUUCGUGCCCGAGAUUGAGGUCGUCAAGCUGUUGAACGACGUCCUCGAUGCGCUCUUCGGGAUCCUAGUCGAGUAUUCCGGCAAUGACGACUACGAGGACCUCGUCUUCACAGCCCUUGUGCGGGUGCUGGACAUUGUCCACGACAGGAGGUUCAACCUGGCUCCGCUGGUCGACCAGUACGCCGAGAACAGGUUCAAUUAUCCUUUUGCGACCGCCUGCUUGGUUCGGUCGUUUACGAGGCUGCUGUCCAAACCGACCGAGCCGGAAACGGCCCGAAAACUCCGCGCCACGUUCAAAGUUGCGAGGCAUAUCCUGAAGUUCAUCACCCACGCCCGGGGCCAGCAAAAGGCGAAGGAGGCCGGCAUCGGCAUUACGAGCUCGAACCCCGGCUUCACCCGCCACCUCCGCGUCAUCUUCAAGGCUCUCGACGCCAUGAUGCGCAGCUCCGCCCCGGUCCUGGUCGGCAGCCAGACGCUUGCCGUCCAGCACUUCCACACCUGGCUCCCGGAGCUGACCGGCUUGCUAAGCACGGAAGAGAUACUCCACAUCGCCAUCGACUUCAUGGAUUCCUGCUCCUCCGUCAAGGGCAAGCUGGUCCUGUACAAGCUGGUGCUGAUCAUCAACUACGCCAAACUCGACAUCUUCUCGCAACCCGAGCAGCGCUCUGCCCUGAGUGCCAACACCGUCAGGUGGAUUGCGCCGCACUGGGGUCACACCGACGAGGUUACAGACCAGUGGAGGGACCAGGUUCGCCUCUGCUGCUCCGUGCUCGCUAGCCAGAUCGACCAUCUGGGCCCCGAAAUCCCCGACUACAUACCCAAGAUCCUCCAGUCCUACCUCGCCGCCCAGGCCGCCCCCAAAAAGCCCAAGGACCGCCUGUCCCUGCUGUUCCCCACGUCGUACCCCUUUCCGACGAAGCCGCUCAAUGAGGAAGUUGUCCUGGACGAGGCCCUCAUCGAGCUCUCCGCCGUCCUCUCGGCGCUGUCCAACUCGCCCAGUGGCAUGCAGCUCGAGCUCGCCGAGGACGAUCUGCACGUUGUGGUCGAGAGCUGCCUGCGCGUGCACAUGAGCAUCCUGCAGGGCGAGACGUUCCCCGCCGACUGGCUCAGCGUGCACAUCUUCCACCACAAGUCUACCAUGCGCACGCUGCAGUACCUCGCCGGCAUCCUGCUCGAGAGCUUCCUGCCGCAUCCGGACGAGGCCGAGAACUUCAACACGGAGCUGUGGAAGCUGUUCUUCACGACGCUGCUCAGGCUGGUCGGCAGCCCGUCGCUGGCGCUCGAGACCUUCCCGGAGCAGAAGCGGCGCGCCGUGUGGAAGAUCGCGGGCGACGUGCGCGAGCACGGCGCCGACCUGCUCCGGCGCACGUGGGAGGCCAUCGGCUGGGAGACCACGGUCGAGGAGCGCGCCCGCUACGGCCUCGCCAAGAUGGGCGGCUACCAGGUGCAGUACGUGCCGACGCUGGUCGGGCCCAUCGUCGAGCUCUGCCUGAGCGUGCACGAGGGGCUCCGCCGCACCGCCGUCGAGGUGCUGCAAACCAUGAUCGUCAGCGAGUGGACCCUCAGCGAGGACCUGUCGGUCAUCCAGACCGAGAUGAUCGACUGCUUGGACGUCUACUUCAAGACGAAGCCGCUGACCGAGAGCAUCCUGCAGAAGCUGUUCGUCGGCGAGCUGCUGGAUCGCUUCGAGCCGCUGGCGCGCGUCAAGGACGAUCCGCUCUACGGCGCGCUGAGAGAGCUCACGGAUACGGUGGACGUGUUCUUGGACCUGCUCGUAGCGGUCCACAGCAGCGACGGGUCAGGGGAGGCGUCGCAUCUGAUCCACCGGCUGCGGCUGAUGGAGUUCCUGCGGGACAUGCAGAAGGAGGAGAUCUUCAUCCGCUACGUGCACCAGCUGGCGAACCUGCAGGCCGAGGCUAGGAACCACGCCGAGGCGGGCCUGGCCCUUCGACUCCAUGCAGACCUGUACGACUGGGAUCCUCUGAGGACGACGCCGGCGCUGCAGGACCCGGAGUUCCCCGCCCAGAGCCACUUCGAGCGCAAGGAGCGCAUCUACUUCGACAUGAUCAAGCACUUCGAGGACGGCGAGGCCUGGAGCAGCGCCCUGGCCGCGUACAAGGAGCUGCAGACGCAGUACGAGACGAACACCUUCGACUUCGCCAAGCUCGCGCGCACCGAGCGCGCCAUCGCCAGCAUCUACGAGACCAUCGCCAAGAGCGACAGGCUCGUGCCCAAAUACUUCAAGGCCGUCUUCAAGGGCCUGGGCUUCCCGACCAGCGUGCGCGACAAGGAGUUCGUCUUCGAGUGCUCGCCAACCGAGCGCACGUCCAGCUUCACGGACCGGAUGCAGGAGAUGUACCCGUCGGCGCGCAUCGUGACCAGCGAGGACAUUGACGACGUCGAGGGCCAGUUCCUGGUCAUCUCGCCGCUGAGCCCGCCGCGCGACUUCUCCCACCACGUCUUCCAGCGCGCGCGCGUGCCGCAGGCCAUCCGCGACUACCUCGUCUCGGCGCACCCGCAGACCUUCUCGGUCAGCACCAAGCGGCACACCACCGGGCCCGUGACCGAGCACUACUCGGAGAAGAUCGUCUACACCACGGCCGAGCCGUUCCCGACGAUCCUGCGGCGCAGCGAGAUCGUGUCGGUGCAAGAGGUCCGCCUGUCGGCCAAGGAGACCGCGCUCGAGCGCAUCGUGCGCAAGACGGCCGAGAUGUCGGCGCUCGAGAAGAAGGUGGCCGACGGCGAGGGCGGCGACGACGCCGCCCAGCUGCUGGUCGACGCGGUCAGCAUCAGCGUCAACCCGAGCUCCGAGAACAGCGUGGUCGCGUACCGCGAGUUGGUUCCGGGCAUGUCGCGGACCGGCCAGACGCCGUCGCCGGCCGGCACCAGUCCGCUGCUGGAGGACGAGGAGGCCGAGCCGCCGGAGCUCGACCCGCAGGAGAACGCCAUCAAGAUGGCGCUGGUGGACCACGCGAUCAUGCUGAAGCGGUGUCUGGCGACGUUCGCGAAGAGCGGGAACGAGAUCCUCACGCGGCAUCUCGAGGAUCUGCAGCGGUUCUUCGAAACGACGUACGCGCCGGAAAUUGCCCUCUUCAUGCCCGCCCAACCGGCCCGAGGAGAGGCCAUCACGCCCUCCUCAACCUGGCAACGCUCUCCGCAGUCCAUGACCGGUGGCGGCCUGCAGCAACCACGCGACGCCAAGGCCAACAGCAAUUCCAGCAGCGCCCUCCCCAAUGGCGUCGCGACAGAGGAAGCCACGGUCGUCCGGCCAGUCUCCCUCCUCCGCCAGGGCCGCGGCCCGCGUCUCAGCUUCCUCGGCGGCCGUAAGAAGGAACAGCCUGCGAAGCAACCCGAUGUCAACGGGAUUCCCGAGGAGGAGCCCGCCAAGGGCAGCAGCGCCGCCACCGCAGCCAAAGACGGCGCCGCCACCGUCACCAGCGGCAGCACCACUGGCCGCCGCUCCUUCUUCCGCGCCUUCCCCUCGCCAGCCCCCACCGCGCCGUCCGACGCAGGCAGCGCCUCCGCCCGAGCCCGGGCCCAAACGAACGGCACGGACACCAGCAGCCAUCACCACGCCCCGCCCCACAGCGCGGCCGGCAGCACCACCGGCCACAGCAACGGCGCCAACCACCCCCACCACACCCACCACAACCGCGACUGGCCGCCGCCGCCCACGGACGCGUCCUCAGACGCCUUCCUCAACCCCACCACCCCCUCCGCGCCAGCCCACCAAUUCACCUCAGCAUCAUCAGACAACACGAGCAUGCACGCCCACGCCGGCGCAAGCGCGAUCCUGAAAGAGAAGGACGCCGCGCGCGUGUACGAGGCGCACCUGCACGAGGGCCAGGGCCAGGGCAUGGACCACCAGUCGGCCGCCGCGUCGUCGUUGCAGUCGUCGUCUGCCUCCCUCGUCGGCCACGGCGUGGGAAGCGUCAGGAAGAGGCUCAGCAUGUUGAGGUUGGGCAAGAAGAGCAGUCGGGAGAGGGGGCAGGGGGCGGCGGGGCUCGGUGGUUUGGAGGAGGAGUAGGUCUGUAUGCUGAGCAUACCUACACUACCUACCUGUUGAUUCAGGAUCUGGAGGGGUGGGGGGCUCUUCAGAAUCUGGAGGGGUGGUGGACUCGCGGAAGAGGCGGGUUGGGCGGGGGACAUGGUAUCCCCGUCACGCGCUAAGGAACGGCACGUAAGAGGAGGGUUG